GGAUUAGGCCACACCCCAGAUCUCGCGAGAUCUGAGAAGUGGAAAGAAUGGCGCCGAUGUGAUCCAGCGCUCGCGUCGCCGAGGAAGCCGCCCCUGCUGGAGCCGGAGCCACCGAAGGCACGGGAACCAGAGGUCGCACUGAGUGGAGGAUGGAGGAACCGUCCAAGCCCAGCCCGGACAUGCUAGCCGCUGCAGAGUCCAGCUCCAGUGAGCCUGAUAAGGAGGUGGCGUCUCCAGACGUGGCAGCUACAGCCACUCUCUCCUCCGUGGAGGAGCCGGGCCCUAAUCCGACAGCCGUACCAUCAGUGUGGGACCGUGGAGGACCUCCGCAGCCCGUUGCCUCCCCAGCCCCAGACAGCUGCCAGCCUGGCUCAACCAGCACAGGUGUGGGGACCAGUGAGGACCUGAGGUUGCCCAGACGACGUCCACCACCAGGGAAACAGAUACCCUGCUCUAGCCCUGGCUGCUGCCUCAGUUUCCCCAGUAUUCGUGAUCUGGCACAGCAUCUCCGUACCCACUGCCCGCCUACACAGUCACUGGAAGGCAAACUCUUCCGAUGCUCAGCCCUGAGCUGCACUGAGAGUUUCCCCAGCAUGCAGGAGCUGGUAGCUCACGGCAAGCAGCACUACAAGCCCAACCGCUACUUCAAGUGUGAGAAUUGUCUCCUGCGCUUCCGUACUCACCGCUCGCUCUUCAAGCAUCUGCAUGUUUGUGCGGAGCAUGCUCAGAGCCCAGCGCCGCCACCACCCCCUGCCCUGGACAAAGAGCCACCUGUGCCCGAGCGCCCCCCAGAGUCCGACCCUGCGUCUGCUCUGAGUCUGCCGUUCCCACUACUUGAACCUUUCACCUCCGCCCCUUCGGGGCCCUUCCUUCCCUACUUGAACCCUGCACCUUUUGGCCUCAGCCCCCCGCGUCUGCGCCCGUUCCUGUCUGCUGCUCCAGGGCCACCAGCUUCCAGCACGGCCAUCUGGAAAAAGAGUCAAGGUGCUGCCGGAAGUCCCAGAAGACCUCAGGGCGGUCCCGAUGCGCCCUCAGGUGCGUGCAGGUGACCACCAGGGCAGGGUGGAGGGGUCUUCUUCAUUCCUUUGCCCUCUGCGGGCCCUGUGAAUGCUCAGAAGUAGCAGUGUCUGUCCUCUAAAAUACAUGAUUUUUACCUUAAAAA
Mesocricetus auratus (golden hamster) is the source of this 1162-nucleotide messenger RNA. It is a transcript of the gene Znf414, whose product is annotated as zinc finger protein 414. The coding region runs from base 150 to 1049 and encodes 299 amino acids. NCBI's taxonomy places the organism in Eukaryota, Metazoa, Chordata, Mammalia, Rodentia, Cricetidae. The transcript is spliced from 6 exons. The record is from RefSeq and is a predicted model, not a curated record.